ACUCCGGUGAAGAGGAGACUAGAAGUUAACGAUGCAGUAGGAAUUGGGGUGGCUAAGAAUUUUCAUUCCAUAGUUAUUGAAGCGGGGGGAUAUGAGGCAUUAACAUUUGAUGAACAAGAUGUAAGGAAUUAUAUUGAGAAUGCUAGAAGGUUGAGAUUUGGGGUAGGAGGCGCCAAAUUAGUUACACAUUAUUUUCAUAAAAUGCAACAACAAAAUUCAAACUUCUAUUCGGCAAUUGACCUUGAUGAAGAUGGUCGCAUGCACAACUUGUUUUGGGCGGAUGCAAGGAGUAGGGCGGCUUAUAAAGCAUUUGGGAAUGUUAUCUCUUUUGACACAACCUAUUUGACAAACAAAUAUGAUAUGCCGUUUGCUCUGUUUGUAGGAGUUAAUCACCAUGGACAGUUAAUUUUGUUUGGUUGUGGGUUGUUAAGUAAUGAGAACACGGAGACUUUUGUUUGGAUAUUCAAAGAAUGGUUAAGUUGCAUGUCAGAUGCUCCCCCAAAAGCGAUAAUAACUGACCAGUGCAGAGCGAUGCAACAUGCCAUAGAAAUUGUCUUCCCACAGGCUUGGCAUCAUUGGUGUUUAUGGCAUAUUAUGAAGAAAAUUCCUGAGAAAUUGAGAGGAUAUUCGCAAUAUGAGUCCAUAAAGGUUGCUUUCAGCAAUACAGUUUAUGAUUCAUUCACAAAAGAUGAAUUUGAGGAAUACUGGGAAGCAAUGAUUGAAAAUUUCAAUUUGAAUGAUAACGAAUGGUUAGGGGUGUUAUACCGUGAAUGACAUAGGUGGAUUCCUGCCUAUGUUAAAGACAUAUUUUGGGUUGGCAUGUCAACUACACAACGAAGUGAGAGUAUGAAUGCAUUCUUUGAUGGAUAUGUGAACUCCAAGACAACCUUGAAGCAAUUUGUUGAGCAGUAUGACAAUGCGUUGAGAAGUAAGGUAGAGAAGGAGACAAAAGCAGAUUGUAAGUCUUAUAACAAAUUGUAUGAUUGCUUAAUAGUGUAUCGUUUUGAGAAGCAAUUUCGUGCAACUUACACUAAUUCCAAAUUUAAAGAAGUUCAACUAGAAAUAAAGCGUCUAGGGUAUUGUCGUGCAAAUCUUAUCAAAGAGGAUGGAACAAUUUGUACCUAUCAUGUGAGGGUGGGUGUUGUUGUGGAUGAGGGGAUGAAGAAAGUGGAAUUUGUUGUGUACUUUAAUUCAACUGAAUGUGAGCUCCAAUGUAUGUGUCGGUUGUUUUAGUUUAGAGGUAUUAUGUGUGCCCAUUUACUUUGUGUGCUCAUUGAGAGAUCCAUAUAUGAGGUGCCAAAUAAAUACAUCGUUUCGAGAUGGGGAAAAGACUUAGAAAGAGGCUACACAUGCAUUCCAACCACGUAUACUAACUUUGGCUCUUCUCUACAUCCAAAGUUACAUGAUAACUAUCACAACACGUUGGAUAAGAUCCUAGAACUUGCUACCAAUGAUGAUGGUAAACACAAGGUGAUUCAACUUGGGUUGAUGAAAAUCAAGGAUGAAUUGAGAACAGUUCAAUCAAGUAGUGUGAGUAAUGUGCCAUGUACUAGUACUUUACUACCUUCAAGUAGUACUUUACCACUUUCUCAGACUUCACCAAAAAAUUCGCCUCGUAUCAAUACUACAAAAGAAAGCAUGACUCGCAAGGUACUAAGUCCUUUGGUUGCUCGCCGAAGAGGUCGUCCAUGUACGAAACGGAAGGUUACCAAGGUUGAUGCAAUAGUGAAUCGGUUAAAGGGAAAGAAUAAGAAUGCUAAUCCGGUACAGGGUCAAAAGGUGCAUCAAGGUGAACCUCGUAAGUUAAGCUUUCCUUGUACGGGAGGCAUGGAACACACUAUGUAUGAACCGGUGCCGCCAAAUCAACCUUACUAUUAUCCUUCUAUGGAUGCCAUAGCAGACAGUAUGUAUGUACCGGUAUGUGUUGAACGGACUUAAUAUAUUGCACUUUGUUUGUUGUCGCUUGAUAUUGGUGAAUAUGUUUGUGGAAAUUUUUUUUUAAUAAUUACUUUAUUUUUACAAGCACCAAUUAGCACAAUUGGAGACGACAUUGGAAGCAUAUCUCAUACUCAAGCUGGAAUGGUCAACAAUAUUAGCAGUCAAAGUUCGAUAGUACCAUCAAAUUUUGUUGACUUGAACAUCGACGGGGAUCCAUUUUUUUUUUUAUAGUUUCGAAGUGCUAAUUGUAAACUUCAGAUUGUUCACUUGAAUGUCCCAUUUUUUUUGAGUUGAAUGAAUUGAAUGUCCCAUUUUUGAAAGAAUAGAAACCUGUAGGGUGUUGGAUAUUCUUACAAAUGGUUCUUAACAUGUGUUAUGG
Camellia sinensis is the source of this 2317-nucleotide messenger RNA. The record is from RefSeq and is a predicted model, not a curated record. Lineage: Eukaryota; Viridiplantae; Streptophyta; Magnoliopsida; Ericales; Theaceae.